Molecule: messenger RNA, 2876 nt
Organism: Periophthalmus magnuspinnatus
Lineage: Eukaryota; Metazoa; Chordata; Actinopteri; Gobiiformes; Gobiidae
Gene: mfsd8
Product: major facilitator superfamily domain containing 8
Exons: 12
Coding region: 273-1778 (501 amino acids)
Biological process (GO): transmembrane transport
Cellular component (GO): lysosomal membrane
Molecular function (GO): transmembrane transporter activity
Source: RefSeq, a predicted model, not a curated record
GUGUAUAAUCUGUGUCAAACAUGACUGAGGAAGUUGGAUAAAAGGAUCGUAGUCCACUUUGUAAAUUAUUAUAUUAGUUUUUUGUUAACAUGUAGUUUUAUAACGUUGACAUUAAUAAAUCAGAAUCUCGGUACAAACGCAGUGUUUGCGGAACGGCGCCAUGUUUUGUUUGCGUCAACGGUUGAGACGUUGAUCGUUUGUUUUUAAAUGUUCUGUUUGGACUAGAUCACUGCUCAUUUUAAUCUUCAUAUUUUUGUUUAAUUUUGCUCAAGAUGUCUGAAAUAGUCGAUGACACCACUCCGUUGCUUAGAGAUGAUCACAGCAGUGACUCUCAGGAUGCCGUGUACGACAGUCGAUGGAGGUCUAUUCGAGUCAUGUACUUCACCAUGUUUCUCAGCAGUGUCGGUUUCACCAUUGUCAUAACAUCGCUGUGGCCCUAUUUACAAAAUACUGACCCGAGCGCUGAUGCUAGUUUCCUGGGCUGGGUGGUAGCUGCCUAUAGCCUCGGUCAGAUGGUAGCCUCGCCUAUGUUUGGUCUGUGGUCGAACCAUCGUCCUCGCCGGGAGCCGCUCAUCUGCUCCAUCACCAUCAACCUUUUAGCUAACAUCUAUUACGCUUACGUUCGUCUCCCAAAGACAGGGAAUAAGUACCACAUGCUGAUAGCGAGAACUUUUGUCGGUUUUGGAGCAGGUAAUGUUGCCGUGGCGAGGUCAUAUGUCGCCGGAGCUACAUCUCUGGAUGAAAGAACUGGUGCCAUGGCCAAUAUGAGCGCUUGUCAGGCUUUGGGUUUCAUCCUGGGUCCAGCUCUUCAGGCCUGUCUGUCCUUCAUUGGCGAGCGUGGCAUUACACUCAAGUUCAUCGACCUUCAGCUUAAUAUGUACACGGCCCCUGCUAUUCUGGCUGCAGCUUUGGGUGUCAUCAAUAUUUUACUGGUUUUGUUUAUACUGAAAGAGCAUCAUGUUGACGAUGAUGGGAGAUGUGUUCAGCCAAGCAUCAACUACAUAGAUGAUAAUGUUGAAGACAGUGUUGAAGCUGCACAAAAUGUGGACCAGGUGGCGGUGUUGACGUCAAAUGUUCUCUUUUUUAUUGUUAUGUUUAUCUUUGCUAUAUUUGAAACUAUUGCGACGCCUUUAUCUAUGGACAUGUUUGCAUGGACGAGAAAAGAAGCUGUGUUAUACAACGGGAUCAUAAUUUGCUGUAUUGGAUUUGAAUCCAUCCUGGUGUUUCUUGUUGUGAAACUGGCCUCUCAGAGGUUUGGUGAUCGCCCUGUGUAUUUAACAGGCCUGGCUUUUAUUUUCUGUGGGUUUUUUAUUCUGCUUCCUUGGGGAAAUCAUUACCCUAAAAUACAGUGGGCAGAUCUUAAAAACAGUACACAGGUACUGGCCCUAUCGUCUUUGUCUAACAGCACAGUGGAGCCCACUGGAUGCCCGUAUGUGCAGACCUGGUGCCAGUACACCCCGGCCAUAAACAUUGCUCAGUACAUCUCCGCUGAUUUCCUUAUUGGUGUGGGUUACCCAACAUGCAAUGUGAUGUCGUACACACUGUACUCCAAACUACUGGGACCCAAACCACAGGGCGUGUACAUGGGAUGGCUCACAGCGGCCGGCAGUGGAGCACGGACACUUGGUCCUGUCUUUGUGUCAAACAUCUACACUCACCUUGGACCUCGAUGGGCUUUCAGUCUGAUCUGUGGCUUGGUUCUUGGAGCCAUCGUUCUCCUGGUCGCAGUUUACAAAAGACUUAUUGCUUUCUCUGUUCGUCUUGGAAGGACUGGCUGAAUAAAUCAAAGAGAACUUUUCUAUUUAACAUUUUAACUGACAAAUACAGGGACAUUUUCCCAGGCUUAAGAGUCAAUGUUAUUACAGCCUGAUCUAAGGAUGAGGCUAAUCUCUCCUUAAUUUAAACAAUAACGGUGAAUGUUCUGCAGAGUAACAUGUUUGGACGAAGGUGCACCCAGUCCAGCUUUUUCAAUUCAGAGACUGAUACUGUAGCUUUAAGGAUCUGCCGAUCCCGAUAUCAACUGACACCAGAGCAGUGACGGAAAACAGCAUUUAUUUACUUAAGACCAAAAUAAAAUAAGACUAAACUGACUAAAAUGUGUUAUAGAGCUGUUAUUUAUCUCUCAAAGUACAACAGAACAACUUUUUAUGAAUCAAAAUUCAAACAUUUUAGAGCCGACUAUGAACAGAAAAUAGUGUUAUUACAUCGAUUUUAUAUGUUCAACCAGAAUAUCGACUGAACCGAUAUUUGGAAGCCGAUAUUCGAUCCAUAAAUGUGUUCAAUAUGAGCACCAAUAUUCAAUAUCAGUAUCAAAUAUCGGUGCAUCCCCAGUUUGGGCCUGGACUUUUCCCAGGUGAUACUUGUUGAUUUUUUUUUUGCAUUUCUUUGGGGGAAUCAAGAGCUUCCAUUUGUUUUUCAUCUAGUUUGUGAAAGUCCAGGUCCUGGUCACAUUCUGACUCACCCAGUAGUGCUUCACAAAGACUGAAAUAUCAAGAAUAAUGUAAUGACGAACACGAUUUUAACUUUCUAUUAAAGUGACAGGCCUUCAUAGUCUUUAAAAAUGUCAUUAAUUUUGUGUCUGUUUUUUCUCCUGAUUCAAAGCCCUGUGCAACGUGAAGUCCAUCUUUUUAGUUUGCAUUUGGUUAUAUUUCAUCUGAAGUUUAAUGCGUUUCUUCAAUCCAUUUUAUUUUAAUUACGUUUCUUUUUUCUCUGUUGUAUUCUCCAACAAACAAAAAAAAAAACAAUGCCUUUAUAGAUUAUUCCAGUCCUCAGUUUUUCCAUAAAGUCUUAGUCCCUGAACCGUGACAAUAGAAUGAACCUCUAUGUGGUUUAUUCUCAAGUUUAAUAAAGACGGUUGGUUUGUCCUUAUUCGGUGC